Prosopis cineraria is the source of this 1463-nucleotide messenger RNA. RefSeq lists its product as uncharacterized. The record is from RefSeq and is a predicted model, not a curated record. The transcript has a single exon. The coding region runs from base 707 to 1102 and encodes 131 amino acids. NCBI's taxonomy places the organism in Eukaryota, Viridiplantae, Streptophyta, Magnoliopsida, Fabales, Fabaceae.
UCGCCCACCUUGGUCCACUACACAUACUCUUAACCAUGGUUACUGCUCCCUGCUUUAUUUUCUUCUUCUUCUUCCAUAUAUUUCUUUGUGGCAGUCUUCUCCUCGAUGCUUUGCUCUCUCACUAAUCGCUAUCACCCACACACCCACUCCCCUGGGUAGGUUAGCUACGUCUCUUUUCUAAAUCUAUUUUGAAGCGUUAUGAUACUUGUGUGUAUAUGAGAAUGGGUGGAAUGAACAUACAAAAAGAAAAGGAAAGAUAGCUUCUGAGCUUUUAGGAAUUGUUUAUUCUAUUUGUGCUCCAAUGAAAUUGAAAGCCUGUAUUUAUUGCUUAUUAUGUCAUUUUAUGCUAUAUAGAUGAGACCGGGGGGCUGCUUUAAUUAAUAGCGUCGCUCCCCGACCCUGGAUUCUGGUCAAAGAUUUUGGUCUUCUUGCUUUUUGCUUCUUGAGUUGGGGGGAGGGGGCGUAUGAGAGAGAGAGAGAGAGAGGAAACACCGAGGGUUUUGCGAAAAGAAAUAUCUGCUGUAUUGCCGCGCUUCUUUCCUUUGCUUUCUUUUUCUUAGUUUUUUGGAAUCUAUAGAGGGACUCUGGUGUUACGGAUUUGAUUUUGAUGAUAUUAGAAGACUGAUGAUCUAGGAAUCAGAAAUAGCGAGUGGGGCAUAGAAAUAUUGGAGCUUUGGGCGUGUUAUUGAUAAGAGAGAAAAAAUUUAUGGUUAUGGGUAAGAAAAAGCCACAAAAAACGAAAGAACUAUCGGUAGCAAUAGCUGAAGCUUCGUCGACGGGAGAUGACACCCAGCAGCCUCAGACUCAGCAACAAAAUCAACCUCAGACCCCUCGAAAAAGAGGUAGGCCUCGGAAGAUCACCGAGAAAACUGAAAUAAGCAAAGAAGAAAUUGUAGAACAAGCAGGAAGUAGAGCUGAAGUUUCAGAAAGCUCGUCGAAGAAAGGCAAAAUCGGCGUGGGAGAAGAACAGGAACAGCAACAACGUUAUGCGCAGCAGCAAGAGGGAUCAUCAUCGGCAUGCACACAGUUCUCAAAGGACCCAAAAAGCGAGCCUUCGAGAAGCAGAGCUAGGCGGAAAAGCAAACCCAGAAAGAGCAGUUAAUACCACUACUCACAAUCAUCCUCCUUUCCUUCCUUCUAUUGAAAAAAAAAAAAAAGGAACAGUUAUUGUGUUUCUUGGUUGGCCUUGGGUUUUCAACGAUUGGUAUUGGAAAAAAAUGACAAGUUUCAGGAAGCGCAGGUAUCAAAGAAAUCACUUUGCGUGCGUGAUAGCUCAUGAGUUUAAUCGUAUUUGUUAUCCGAACGCGGGCAGAAAGAAAGAUAAGAUUACUAGUCUGUGUUAAUUUGCUGCUGAAAGUAGCAGUUGUGUGUUAUCAUGUUGAUAUUUUCUGCUAUCACGAUUCUCUCAAUCUGAUUGCUUGCCACUGUUACGUUGCGCGUGGUAAAUGGAUUUUUUUCCUCAA